AAUGCUAUUCGAAAGCUUCGUGAACAACUUCGUUACUACGCUGUUGCUGAGAUAUCCGGCCGUCCUUAUUUAAUUACCAAAAAUGAUCAAGUUAUUGUCAACCGUCUGAAAGAUGUCAAAGUGGGCGAUGUCAUUCAAUUAGACAAAGUGCGUGAAAUCGGUUCGAAAGACUAUAAUUUAAAGGGUGCACCUUAUUUGCCUGAAAAAUUAUACAAUAUCCAUGCGACAGUGAUUGAGCACACGAAGAGUCGAAUGAUUCACAUUGUGAAAAAGAAAAGAAGAAAGGGGUAUAAACGUACUAUUGAUCAUAAGCAAACACAUACAGUUUUGAGAAUUUCAGAAGUGGAAGUUUCUGAGCCAGUGAACAAAUAA
This is a messenger RNA of Mycotypha africana, 372 nucleotides long. RefSeq names its product ribosomal protein L21-like protein. The annotation marks the transcript as partial. The transcript has a single exon. Gene Ontology annotation, molecular function: structural constituent of ribosome; RNA binding. Gene Ontology annotation, cellular component: ribosome; mitochondrial large ribosomal subunit. Lineage: Eukaryota; Fungi; Mucoromycota; Mucoromycetes; Mucorales; Mycotyphaceae. Gene Ontology annotation, biological process: translation. The record is from RefSeq and is a predicted model, not a curated record.